AUGUCGUACGGCGGACACGACCCGAAAGGGUACGGAGUCGAGGACCUCGUGCUUCUCUCCACAAUCGACCUGAAGAGUGUGGUUCUGAACUUGCAGUUGAGGUGGGUUAUUAUCCGGUUGUAUAACGGGACCUCGUCUCACUUUCUCGGUUUCGCGAUCUUUUACUGUCAAACAACAGAGGAGGGGGGAAGUCAUUUGAAUUUCGGACGAAAACACUGAUUUAUUUAUUGGUUGGCGCCCCGCCCGGUUAAGAUCGGGACAAAGAGGGGAAGGAAGCAGAUGUGCGUGACGGAUGGAGAGGUCGGAACGCAUCAGAGAUCGGACGGAGUAUGCUAAGUAGAAGAAAGAUACGGGAGGUCUUCUGAUCCAGGAAUAGUUACAAGUCUAGGAUUUCCUUCAGUUGAUAACGAUUCCAAGCGGAUCAAGCUUUUUGAAGGCUUUUGAGGCCUGAACUUUUUACAGUUUCAAUAUUCCGAUCGUACUCAAACUUUGCAGUAUCUCGGAUCUAAGUUUCAGACCGAUCGGAUUAUCUGGUCCGGAGAUAAACGAUUGUGAGGUGGAGUAGGUUGCAUUUUGCGCAAAAACUUGAUUGUUCAAAAAAUUGUUCCGACGCAAAGCUGAGAAGGUCGAGUGACUCAUGUCCCAUUGGACCUUGCAUACAUGACAUAAUUCUGCGAACUCGCACCAGAGCUCUUCUCCAUCUGCUCACGCCUCAUUAGUCGCGGAGUCUCUCGGUUGGCGUCCACUCUCGUUGCCUCCAGAGACAUAUCUCGUUUGACAAAUCGACUCAUCAAAUCGCAACAUGUUCUCUUCGGUCGGCGGCUUCUACCACCCAACCGCCGUCUCUUCUAAUCCAAUUCGGAGUCGCGAACGAACGCGAAAACUAAAAGCGAGAAAUAAUUUCGAAAUGCGCGAGAAGAAAGGGGACCCCGUGCGACGACGACCGCCCAAUUUCGCAAUAUUCCAUUUCCUCGCUCCGACUCGUACGGAUGAAUCACAGAUUUCGAAAGAAGAGAGAACAAGUAAUAAGGGUGGAAGAGAAACCAAAAAAGAGAAAAGAACGGAGAGUAUGUUUGCCAUUCGAAUUAGGCAGAUAAAGUGUGUAGAAAGUGUUUGCGAAUCGCUUUACGAGACACUCUUCUGGCCUUGAGCGAAGUAUGCAAACGAAGUGGGUUUCAGAUUCCAAAAGGGACGCAUCUACACGUAUAUCGGAGAGGUUCUUGUGGCAGUUAACCCUUACAGACAACUCGGAAUCUAUGAGAAGAACACUGUGGAUCAGUACAAAGUGAGCAGACACUUUCGACGCUCUCCUUUAACUGGUAAUUUAGGGGCGCGAGAUUUACGAACGGGCUCCACACGUCUUCGCAAUUGCGGAUGCCGCCUAUCGUUCGAUGAAGAGGUUCGGAAGGGAUUCGUGCAUUGUCAUCUCGGGAGAGUCGGGAGCCGGAAAGACAGAGACCAGCAAGAUCAUCAUGAGAUACCUGGCAGCAAUCACGAAUGUGCAACAGCAAGGAGAGAUUGAAAGGUGAACUCUGGGAGGGGUCAGAGUAGAAAACGGAAGGUUUGCAGAGUGAAGAACGUACUUCUGAGGUCGAAUUGUAUUCUGGAAGCAUUCGGAUGUGCAAAGACUACGAGAAACGACAACUCGUCGAGAUUCGGAAAGUACAUGCACAUCAACUUUGAUUACGACGGAGAUCCGGUCGGAGGAAACAUCUCCAAUUACCUUCUGGAGAAAGUUAGAACUUAUCAGCCACUGCUAACUUCAUCUGAUUCCUUUUCAGUCUCGAGUGGUCCGUCAGCAGGAAGGAGAGCGGAACUUCCACGUCUUCUACCAGCUGGUGAACGGAGGAGAUGAUGGACUUCUCAGACAGUUCGGAUUGACCAAAGACGCGAAACAGUACUACUUUCUUAAUCAGGGAAAGUCCCACAAGGUGGCGUCUAUCAAUGAUUCUCGGGACUUUGCCGAAGUUCAAACUGCUCUCCGUUCCAUCAACACUUUCGAGAAGCAAGACGUGGAGAGUGUGAGUCCAUCCGUUCAACUUCUGAUGUCAAUACUCUUCUUCUUCUUCUUCAGAUGUGGUCGGUCAUUGCCGCUCUCAUCCAUCUCGGAAACAUCCGUUUCAUAGACGCCAACAAUUCCACUGGAGCUGUUAGCAUAUCCGAGAAGACUGCCCUUCAGAACGCCGCCCGUUGUCUCAACGUGACUCCGGAUGAAUUGGCAAAGAGUUUGUCGUCGCAGGUGGUCGCGGCUCAUGGAGACAUUGUCAAGAAACAGCACGAUGUGAACGCUGCCUAUUAUACGAGAGAUGCUCUCGCCAAAGUAGGUCGAAAUCUUGACUUCAUUCUGAUAUUGUCUCUCUCUCUUUUAGGCUCUUUACGAACGUCUUUUCUCCUGGAUGGUUUCCAAAGUGAACGAGGCGAUCAGCGUGCAGAACAACUCUCGAUACAGCAAGUCCCACGUCAUCGGAGUGCUCGACAUCUAUGGCUUUGAGAUCUUUGGAACUAAUAGGUGAGUUCAAGAGACAUUCGGUCAUAAAAACGAAAUUGAAAUUGGCAGUUUCGAGCAAUUAUGCAUCAACUAUUGCAAUGAGAAACUGCAACAAUUGUUUAUCGAGUUGGUGUUGAAGCAAGAGCAAGAGGAGUACGAAAGAGAGGGAAUUAAAUGGGUCAAGAUAGAAUACUUCAAUAAUAAGGUAUUCUUUGCUCUCUUUCCCGUCACCACAUGCACUCUUCUGAAUUCAGGUGAUCUGCGACCUCGUCGAAGUGCCCAGAACUGGAAUUCUCUCGAUUCUCGAUGAGGCCUGCGCGAGCAUCGGAAACGUCACCGACAAAGUCUUUUUGGGAGAACUCGACAAGAAACUCAAGAACCAUCAGCACUACACGAGCAGAAAUUUGAAGCAGAGCGACAAGUCGAUGGGAUUCGAAGAGUUUAGAAUCACGCAUUACGCAGGGGACGUCACGUAUUCAGUGAUGGGAUUCAUGGACAAGAACAAGGACACGCUGUUCCAGGACCUCAAGAGACUGCUCUAUCACAGCAAGAACCGACUGAUCAAGUCCCUUUUCCCGGAUGGUUCCAAGUCAAUGGCCGAGGUGAACCGCCGUCCUCCGACUGCGGGAUUCCUUUUCAAGAAUUCGAUGAGUGAAUUGGUUAAGCAAUUGGCUCAGAAGGAGCCUCAUUACAUCCGGUGCAUCAAGCCAAACGAAGAGAAGAACUCGAACAUUUUUGAUCUUGAAAGAGUUGAACAUCAGGUCCGUCUGAGCUUUUUCUUGCUUCCUUUACAAAUUCCUUCGUUCAGGUCCGUUAUCUGGGUCUUCUGGAGAACGUGCGUGUUCGUCGUGCCGGUUUUGCGCACAGAAUGCCGUACGACCGAUUCGUAAAUAGGUACAAACUGAUCUGUCCGAAGACGUGGCCCAAUCCGAGAAGAGGCCAACAAGUGAGAGACAGUUGUGUGCAGAUCCUGGAGCACGUCGGAUUGGCUCCGGAUUGUGUGCAGGGAAGGACGAAAGUAUUCAUCCGCAGUCCCCAGACGGUCUUCCGACUCGAAGAGCUCCGCACCGAGCAGUUGCCGUCAGUCGUCACUUUCCUGCAGAAGGUACGUCAUCUGCAACUGACACGAUGCUAAUAACGGACAUGUCCGCAUAGCACUUUCUGUCAUUCUCAAGCAAUGUUUCAAUUUCAGAUGGUCCGUGGAGUGCAGGCUAGAGAGCGGUACCGUAGGAUGAUGGCCGUGAGAAAGAUCAUCGGAGCGUACCGCAGAUACAAACUGAAAUCUUACAUUUGGCAGUUGAUCAACGCUUUCAGGUUGGAGAAUUCAAGAUGGUUAUAGAAGAUUAUAAAUCAGAUUACAGAGAUGUCCGCCGAAAGCCUGACCUCGGAAAGUCGAUCCGAUGGCCGACUCCCCCGUUGGUCCUUGCUCAGUUCGUGACUCGGCUCCGCGUGAUGCACCAGAGAUGGCGGGCCGCCACGAUCCUCUCCCGAAUCCCGCCGCAUCUCCGAGCCAGUCUUCCUCAGAAAAUUGCCGCUUUCGAAGUGUUCCACAACAAAAAAGACAACUGGGGAUACCCGAGAAUGUGGAGAGGAGACUAUCUCUCACAGGUGACUUUCCCUCUGCCACGUGGCAUCAUUGUGUUCUUCAGCAAGACGAGAUGGAUCCUCCGGCUCUCGUUCCCACGUACCACGACGGAAUCCAAGCUCUUCGGCAGAGCCAUCCAUUCGGAAAAGUGCUAUUUUCCACGUACAUUCAGAAGUUCAACAAGUUCAACAAGAGCUCUCUGCGUGUUCUCGUCGUCACCGACCGGUUCGUGGCCAAGUUGGAAACGAAGAAAUUCAAAUUACUCAAAGAGCCGAUUCCACUCCAGACGGUAGGUAACACAUAAACAAGCUCGUAAAUGGCUUAAUGCCUUUUAAUCACAACCCACUGAUUUCUGGUUUUUGCAGAUAUCGCGAAUCUCGGUGAGCGCCGAGUCAAACGGCCUGUUCGUCAUCCAUGUCGGCGAUAACGACAUCGUCGGAUGCGCCAAGAACACGCGGGACGAAGAGAGAGUCGGCGAACUGAUUGGCACUCUUCUCGCCCAUUACGACAAGUACGAAUCGUCUCCAAAUAUUGACACAAUUCUCGGUUUUCUUCAGAAUCACCAUGCGCCGUCCGCCCAUCAUUAUCCAGUCGGCCGUCGUGUGCACUCUCGGAGGAAAGACGCGCACGAUCCGAGUCUUCGACGCCGACAACAACAACGUGCCGCCCGUGUUCAAGAAGAACGGAAACGACGUGGAUCUUAUCUGCCAUCAGCUGACUGCUCAGGUCGCUUGAGGCUUCUCUACCCCGCCGCCGCCGCUUCUUUUCUGAUAUUUGCCAGUUUGAUACACACGGUUAGCAGCCUCCCCGCCCACUUCGUUCUUCACUUCCUCUUCCCUCUUCACUUCUUCAGCACCUCGCCCCCAAAAGUGACAUUUUCUAGUCUCCGUUGCUCAUUUUAUUUAAUCCUUUUCAAUCUAAUAAAUCCGUAAAUUCAUGAUGUUCUUCUCGUCUUUAUUGACGUCAGAAUCCCGACGGAUUCGUAUUCGGAGUCGAACAAACAGCACAGGUCAUGCAAUUUCCGGCCGCUUCUUCCAACCCACCCACUUUCUAAUUAGCCGUGUCCCUCUAUUUCUCCCUUCUUCUUCUUCUUUUCCUUCUGAUCGUCAUGCGCCUUGACCGAUUCAAUUAUCUCUUGGCUCGCGGAGCUCCGAGAGCCCCCGGGACGCUCCGCCCCCGGUCGAGUUCAUUUCCAGCUCUUUCCUUCCGACGACGCGUUCAUUCAGAUGGCUUCUUCACGCUUUCUUCUGAUCUUUGUUAUGGUUGGAGCGACCGCGACUGCCACGUGGCCAAAUCCAGAAGGUAGGAGAAGAUUAAAAAGCUUCUAGUUUUGUAAAUUUCCGUUGCUUUCUCUUUUCGCAGAAAUCACGACUUCCAGGUGAAAAACUGAAAUGCAACCGCAUAAUUUUCUAUGAAUUCUAAAGAACUUGACAUUUUCCUUCCCUUUCAUUAUUAAAUUCUGACCUCCCUUCGUACGCAUUCUUCACUAAAACCAAUUUGGAAUUCUGUUCGCAGCUCGAACGUCGUCGUCUAGUGCUCCCCGCUCACCGACAAUAACAUAAUAAUGACUAUCCAUUCCCGUUCCUUCAGAGACUGGAUGCUCGUCCGGAGACGGAUGCGAGGAGGAACCGAACAACAAGUUCGCGCUGCUUUUCCAGCAAAUGUUGGCCAGGCAGAGAGGUGAAGAGCGAAUAAGUAAUCAGAGUGAAAGGAGGGGAAACGUUUUUAGAGACCAACACGGACUGCCAGCUUAUCGAGGACUGUCCCGAGGGAUUCGAAUGUCUGGGAGGCAAGUGCCGAUCCGCCGGACCGAGAAGAAACAAAAUGAUUAACCUGUACAGCAGAUGGUGA
This is a messenger RNA of Caenorhabditis sp. 36 PRJEB53466, 5924 nucleotides long. Lineage: Eukaryota; Metazoa; Nematoda; Chromadorea; Rhabditida; Rhabditidae. The record is from the annotation of a GenBank genome assembly.